Messenger RNA from Ilyonectria robusta, 1277 nucleotides. RefSeq lists its product as uncharacterized. Lineage: Eukaryota; Fungi; Ascomycota; Sordariomycetes; Hypocreales; Nectriaceae. The record is from RefSeq and is a predicted model, not a curated record. Gene Ontology annotation, molecular function: protein binding. The transcript has 2 exons. Bases 141 to 1094 code for a protein of 317 amino acids.
GGCUCCGCGGCUGGUUGAAUAGUGAUCAGCAAACCUUUGAACCCAGCGCCACAAUUAAGUUGACCGCAGUGGAAUAUUUAGCACCAGUUGGGUGAUUGCUUCUUUGCGGUUUUGUGCUCGGAAGAAUUCCUUGAGCGGCCAUGCUCGGAGAAAUAGAAUCGAGAAGAAGACUGCCGCAUCCACUUGCUCUUCUUUCGAUGCUAGGCGGCCACCAGGUGCACCUGCUUCCGGCUCUCAGCAACACACCUCCUUCGCCAACACUUUGCAACAAAGAACCGCCAGCGCAUGAUAACAUGGCCCCCCCUAAGAAGAAAACCCGCAGCUCUCGAGUUCCGCCCCAAGACGAGCAACUGGCUCAGUCCCUGCUUCUGUCCGAUCACCGUACCGCUUGGCUCGUCAAGUACGCGUCCUUCCUCCGCUUUCUCCACCCUCUCCUUGAUAACCAGGUUGUCGAGCUCAAGACUCGAGGGGAAACCUUCAAGGUUUCCAAGAGCGUCCUCACAAGGCAUUCGGAAUACUUCGAGGGCUGCUUCACUGGACAGUUCCUGGAGGCCAACAAAGGGGUGGUCCAGUUUGACGACGAUGUCGACCCGCGAUACUUGGCACUCUACAUCGGCCUCGCCUACAGUCACUCGUCCAUCGUCCCCCAUACACCACCCCCUCCCGCCGAGAGCCCCGAGUCUUCGGCACCUAAGGCGCCGCUCCGGGACUUUAUCGAGGUCUACAAGCUGUGCGACCGGUUCCUCAGCCCCACCAUGGCGUCCUUCAUCGAGAAGUGCAUCAAGACGGCCAUCGGCGACGGGCACCGGGCGCUGUUCCGCACCGAGGCCGACGAAACCAUCCAGAAGGCGCUGAUGCGAGACUUUGCUGACGCGUACGAGGCGCUGGAAACGGGCCACGCCGAGCAGAGCGAUCUGUGCAAUUUGAUGAUCACGUACUUCUGCGACGGCGUGAGCUUCGAGGCAUGGAUCUCGUGCAUGGAUGAGAUUAUGGACCGGCCGCGGUUCAUCGGCCAUGUGUCGCGCGGGUUUGCGUCCAAGUUGGCCGCGUUGCAGGGGGCGAGGCUGAAGCGGAAGGAGUUGAAGGGGCCCUGAGAGCUUUCGUGAAGCACGGCGGGUUGGCUGUGGCUGAAGAGAGAGUUACGACAUAUCAUUGCGCCUCCUAUGGGACUGCAAGCACGGAGUUAUUUUGCUAGCGACUUUCACAGACGGGUCUGGAGUUUGGAAGUAGCAUUUCGGUUCAUCAACUCAAUGGGUGGUAUGGUGUUAGCUUUGAUG